UUGAAAUAAACUCAGUUCUUGAAAAUGUUGUCGCAUCCAGUUUGGAAGAAUAACAAUGUACUUCUUUUAUUGCUCGUACUCGGCUUUGGGUGUCCACUGUUAGCGUUGAACAUCGAUCUAGACAAGCGCAAUGAGUGCGUUGAGGGCGCUGUCCAGUCUCAUCCAGAUGACUGUGCCCGCUAUUUGCAGUGUCUAAAUUCAGCAAUUGUAAUUCAAGCAUGCCCCAACGGCAGCUACUUUGAUGCAACUUACGAAGUGUGCGUCAUCGAUGUGAAUGGGGUCUGUGCCUCCGCAUCUGGAAAAUGUUCGGAAGACCAGAUAGAAGUGAAUCCCGGGAACAGUUGCGGUUACUUGCGAUGCAUAAAUGGCAGUCUCAAGGAAGAGCAAUGUAAUAUUGGUAGCUACUUCAACGCCAGUCUGAGCAUCUGCGAGAUCGAUGAAAAUGGAAUAUGUUCCACCUUUCCUGGGAAUUGUUCGGAAGGUGAGCUGCAGAAGGAUCCUGAAGAUUGUGCCGGCUACCUGAAGUGCAUUAAUGGAAGUCUCUUUGAGGAAAAGUGUUCCAAUGGCAGCUUUUUCAAUAUCACUCUUAAGAUCUGUCAAAUCGAUGAGAAUGGUGUCUGUACUCCAGCUCCUGAAAAAUGUUUGGAAGAUGAGAUUAAGGAGAUUCCCGGAAAUAGUUGCGGUUACUUACGAUGCAUUAACGGGCGCCUUGAGGAGGAGAAGUGCGAUAUUGGUAGCUACUUCAAUUCCAGCCUCCUGAUAUGUGAGAUCGAUGAGAAUGGAAUAUGUACCAACCUUCCCGGGAAUUGUUCGGAAGGAGAAUUGCAGGAAGAUCCUGGGAAUUGUGCCGGUUACCUGAAGUGCAUUAAUGGAAGCCUUAUCGAGGAAAAGUGUGUCAAUGGUAGCUUCUUUAAUUCCACUCUUAAGAUCUGUGCGAUCGAUGAGAACGGCAUAUGUUCUACAAAUCCAAUAAAAUGCUUAGAGGGUGAACUAGAGGAGGAUCCUAAGGAUUGUGCCGGUUACCUGAAGUGCAUUAAUGAAAGCCUUAUCGAGGAAAAGUGUGUCAAUGGUAGCUUCUUUAAUUCCACACUUAAGAUCUGUACGAUCGAUGAUAAUGGAGUGUGUAUUUCUACUCAUGAAAAAUGCUUGGAAGAUGAGAUUAAGGAGAUUCCCGGAAAUAGUUGCGGUUACUUAAAAUGCAUUAACGGCAGCCUUGAGGAGGAGAAGUGCGAUAUUGGUAGCUACUUCAAUUCCAGCCUCCUGAUUUGUGAGAUCGAUGAGAACGGAAUAUGUUCUUCCCUUCCUGUAUGCGCGGAAGGUCAACUGGAAGAGGAUCCUGAGGAUUGUUCUGGUUACUUGGAAUGUGUUAAUGGAAGCUACAUCGAAAAGAAGUGUGCCAGUGGUAGCUUUUUCAAUGCUACUCUUCAGACCUGUGAGAUUGACGAAAAUGGAAUCUGUUUUCCUAUUCCAGCAAAAUGUUCAGAGGGUGAGCUUCAGGUAGAUCCCGAGAAUAAUUGUGGAUAUCUAAAGUGCCUCAAUGGAGUCCUGGUAGAAAUGAUAUGUGCUAAUGGUAGCUAUUAUAAUUCUACUUUAAAAACCUGUCUUAUCGAUGAGAAUGGAAUCUGUUUGUCGGCUGGUAACAAAUGUGCAAAUCACGAGGUUAGACACGAUCCCGAGGACUGCUCUGGCUAUUUGCAGUGUAUCAACGGCGAAUUGGUUAAGAAACUCUGCUCAUAUGGAAGCUAUUUUCACACAACUCUUCAGAGCUGUGUCGUGGACGAUGAAGGUAUUUGCACUCCAUUGUCAGAUCAAUGUGAGGAAGGUGAACGUGAGACAGACCCUGACGACUGUGCCGCCUAUAUGGAGUGCAUCGCUGGCGAUUUCAUAGCACAGAAAUGUGUAAAUGGCACUUACUUUGAUGUAGAUAUAAAAGCCUGUAUUUUGGAUGAGAAAUGUGUUUGUAUAACGCAGGCAAACUAAGGGCAAUACCAGUUUUCCAUGAUUAAAUAAAUAAUAUGUUAAAUUUCUUUAGUUCCUUCA
Messenger RNA from Drosophila virilis, 2040 nucleotides. Its product is annotated as multiple epidermal growth factor-like domains protein 10. NCBI's taxonomy places the organism in Eukaryota, Metazoa, Arthropoda, Insecta, Diptera, Drosophilidae. Gene Ontology annotation, molecular function: chitin binding. Gene Ontology annotation, cellular component: extracellular region. The record is from RefSeq and is a predicted model, not a curated record.